This is a messenger RNA of Necator americanus (New World hookworm), 396 nucleotides long. RefSeq lists its product as uncharacterized. Lineage: Eukaryota; Metazoa; Nematoda; Chromadorea; Rhabditida; Ancylostomatidae. Bases 1 to 396 code for a protein of 131 amino acids. The transcript has a single exon. The record is from RefSeq and is a predicted model, not a curated record.
AUGAGAAGAUGUGGUUCAACUCCAUCUUUGCCAAUCUUCGUCGUUCACGCUCCAACAUCAGGCUACGAUGAGAAAGACGAUAAAGCUUUCUAUAUGGGCCUGAAGAAGUUCUGCAGAGAAGAUCAUCAUAUAAGAUCUGAACGUGGGAGUUCCCCGGUGGAAGACACCGUAAUGAAAUACACCACAUCAUCAUCAGUAAAGGUUCUGCCUGACGGACGUCGCUGUUGUGCCAAAGUUCAUUAUGGGAUCGGACCAUCGCCUCCUCCGAGGAAGAUUUUCCUUCACAAGGAGAGAAGAGAAAACCGCGAAGUUCACAAAGCGAACUCUCAGAACCAUCAUCGACUGGAAGCUCUUCGCUUCGUUUAUCGGUUUCCGGGAAAGUACCGUCAUGGAUAA